Molecule: messenger RNA, 930 nt
Organism: Dromiciops gliroides (monito del monte)
Lineage: Eukaryota; Metazoa; Chordata; Mammalia; Microbiotheria; Microbiotheriidae
Product: tricarboxylate transport protein, mitochondrial-like
Exons: 1
Coding region: 1-930 (309 amino acids)
Biological process (GO): mitochondrial citrate transmembrane transport
Source: RefSeq, a predicted model, not a curated record
AUGAGCCCGGCCCCCGGCCGCUCGCUGGCCACCGCCAGCACCCCCGGCAGAGCCAAGCUCACGCACCCCGGGAAGGCCAUUCUGGCGGGCGGCUUGGCCGGAGGCAUCGAGAUUUGUAUCACCUUCCCCACAGAGUAUGUGAAGACGCAGCUGCAGCUGGACGAGAAGGCCAACCCCCCUCGCUACCGCGGCAUUGCGGACUGUGUGCUGCAGACGGUUCGCAGCCACGGGGUCCUGGGCCUCUACCGCGGCUUGGGCUCCCUGCUGUGCGGCUCCAUCCCCAAGGUAGCCGUCAGGUUUGGCAUGUUCGAGUUUCUCAGUAACCGCAUGAAGGACGCCCAGGGCCGGCUGAACGCCCCCCGAGGGCUGCUCUGCGGGCUGGGGGCCGGCGUGGUCGAGGCCAUGGUGGUCGUGUGCCCCAUGGAGACCAUCAAGGUGAAGCUGAUCCACGACCAGUGCUUGGCCCGGCCCAGGUACGGGAGCUUCUUCCACGGCGUGAGGACCAUCGUCCAGGAGCAGGGCCUGAAGGGCAUCUACCAGGGCCUCACAGCCACGGUGCUGAAGCAGGGCUCCAACCAGGCCAUCCGCUUCUUCGUCAUGAUCUCCCUCCGCAACUGGUACCGGGGAGAUGACCCCAACAAGCCCAUGAACCCCGUUGUCACCGGGGUGUUCGGGGCCAUGGCCGGUGCGGCCAGCGUCUUCGGAAACGCGCCGCUGGAUGUGAUCAAGACCCGGAUGCAGGGCUUGGAGGCCCACAGGUACAGGAGCACCUGGCACUGCAGCUACCAGAUCCUGAAGCACGAGGGGCCCAAGGCCUUCUACAAGGGCACUGUGCCCCGCCUGACCCGGGUUUGCAUGGACGUGGCCAUCGUCUUUAUCAUCUAUGACGAAGUGGUCAAGUUUCUCAACAAAAUCUGGAAGACGGACUGA